CACUCUCUCUCUCACACACACUCUCACACACACACACUUUUCCCCUCUUCAUCUCAGAAGCUCCGACUCGUUUCAGACUGAAAACGCAGGAUGACGGAGCCGGCGUGUCUCCUGACGGACGGGCGUCCGCUCAUCACCGCGGCUCAGCUGGGGAAGCUGCGUUUGGUGCGUGUGCUGGUGGAAGGAGGCGCUCAGGUGAACGAGAGGAACGCGAGAGGAGAGACGCCGCUACUCGCCGCCUGCCGAUCUCUCCGCGCACACCCGUCAGAACCCAUGCUGAGGCUGAUCCAGUUUCUCCUGAAUAACCGGGCCGACCCGAACAUCCAGGACAAGACGGGCCGCACGGCGCUGAUGUACGCCUGCAUGGAGCGAGCCGGAGCCGAGCUAGCAUCCGCUCUCAUCGUAGCCGGAGCCGACGCGACUAUGGAGGAUUACUCCGGAGGAGCGUCGGCACUCGUCUACGCCAUUAACGCGCAGGAUCCGGACACACUAACGGUGCUCGUGGACGCCUGCAGAUCCCGAGGACGCGAGAUCAUCAUCAUAGCCACGGAUCUGAGCUGCGACGCUAGCGCUAGCCGCUAUCUGAACGUCGCGCCGUCGCCCGACACCUCGCCCGUCUCCUGCAUGUCUCCCUCGGACAUCGAGCUCAACACCAACUCUCCGAACUCCGACGGCGAAAACAUCUUUAGUUUCCGAGCCGACGGAUCUCCGGCGCGGAGCAGAAGCCGGCUGCGGUCCGAACCGUGGCUCGCCAUCCAGAACCUGGCGGCUCUCAGCCACGCCUACGAGAAGAGCCUGGAAGACGCCGUCGAAGAGGGAGAACAGGAUAAACACUCACUUCGCAGAGGUUUCCCAGUGGAGGAAAGAGAUGUGAAGCUCAGGAACCCAUCGGAGCGCAGAAACACGUUACCGGAUCUCCUCCCGGCGCCGUCACUCAAACUCACGCUCUCCGGCUCGGACACACACCUCCACCGGACGCCGUUCGGGUUCCCGUCCGUCCACAGAACCGGCUCGCUGUUUCUGGCUCCGCCUGACGGGCUUCGCUCGGGGAACAGGAGGUCCAGAGAGCAGAUGAGCGGGCUCUUGCCUCCUCUUCCCGAUCGCUCCGGUGGGAACGAGCCGCUCCGGGACUCGCUCGCUCUCGCUCCGGUACGCCGUCUCUCGCUCCAGCUCCAGGAGACGCUGUGA
Messenger RNA from Rhinichthys klamathensis goyatoka, 1188 nucleotides. Its product is annotated as ankyrin repeat domain-containing protein 34C. Gene Ontology annotation, molecular function: protein binding. NCBI's taxonomy places the organism in Eukaryota, Metazoa, Chordata, Actinopteri, Cypriniformes, Leuciscidae. The record is from RefSeq and is a predicted model, not a curated record.